UAUUCCUCUAAGUCAAUGGUCAAUCCAUGAGUCACGAUCGACUGAGUCCAACCAUACGAUUAUAUUAUUAUUACAAUAUUUGAUGUGAAAAUAAAAGAGCAAUACUUUACUACCCUUUCGAUUGUGGAAGGCAUAGUGGGCUUCAUAUGCUUUUCUUUGGUUAUAUCAAUACAGAAAGAUGGGCACUUAUGACAGAAUUGGAUAACCAUGACCAUGAACCAACCAAUUUGAUUAAUGUUGUUCUACCUAUCUCUAGAGAUAAGGUGAUGACACGACGCUUCUGAGACAAGGAAUGACAUUCCAUCACCGGCGGCGCAACUAGUAGUGGCGUGAUGUCGGAGAUUCCCACACUGGUAUCGCGGGGAAACUUUUAAGAGGGAGAACCUUUCCUGCGACUCAGAAAACCUCCUUUCACUGUUGAAGGUGAAGUUUCUUCCAAAGCUCCGAGCACUAGCAAAUCAGAUUCCGGCGAUGUCUGUCAGGGGCUUGGGUAGAAUCCAAGGCUGUCACGUGGUAGCGAUCCCAUACCCGCGUCGUGGCCACAUCAACCCAAUGAUGAAUGUAUGCACCCUUCUCGCUUCAGAAGGCUUAACCAUCACCUUCGUAGUCACCGAAGAGUGGCUCUCCUUAAUCGGAUCAGGAUCUGGAUCUGAAUCAGCUCCAAGCACACCCAACCUCCGGUUUCGCACCAUUCCGAAUGUAAUCCCAUUGGAUCUGACUGGUGGGUCGGACUUUGUUGGCUUCUUCGAGGCUGUUUCCACGAAGAUGGAAGCUCCAUUUGAUCAGCUUCUUGAUCAGCUCCAGCCACCUGCAACUUGUAUUAUGGCUGACACUUUCUUGACAUGGGCAAUAGCUAAAGGGAACCGGAGGAAUAUUCCGGUGGCUUUGCUCUGGCCGAUGUCGUCUUCCAUGUUUUCAUUGCACUAUCAUUAUCACCUCCUUGAUGCUGGCGGCCAUCUACCAGUUUCAUUUGAAAACAUCUCAGAAAGGAAAGAUGAGAUCAUAACCUACAUCCCUGGAUUCCCUGCAAUACGCCUAGGAGAUCUCCCAUCCAUUUACUUUGGCAAGAAUGAAAUUAAAAACAGAGUACUAGAAGCGUUCUCUUGGGUAACCAAAACACAAUUCAUUCUCUCUACUUCCUUCUAUGAGCUUCAACCCCAUGUAAUUGACACCUUAAGAGGAUUACUUCCAAUUCCCAUUUACCCAAUAGGUCCCUCCAUCCCUUUCAUGUUACUUCAAGACACAAUCACACCACCCUCUGAGAUCCUUGAUGGCAAUGCUGUGGAUUACCUCAAGUGGCUGGACUGUCAACCCAAAAAUUCUGUCCUGUAUGUAUCAUUUGGGAGUUUCUUAUCUACAUCGGCCUCACAAAUGCAUGAAAUUGCAAUGGGGUUGCACACUAGUGGGGUUAGAUGCUUGUGGGUUGCUCGCGAUGAAGCCCUCAACUUGCAGGAAACUUGUGGCGAAAUGGGACUAGUAGUACCAUGGUGUGAUCAUAGUUAGUAAAUUCGGAUUGGGGAAUUAUUCGGGUGGAGAAUUAUUCGGAAUAAUUCGAUUGAUUAAUAUAAGGAUUCGAUCAAAA
Molecule: messenger RNA, 1582 nt
Organism: Macadamia integrifolia
Lineage: Eukaryota; Viridiplantae; Streptophyta; Magnoliopsida; Proteales; Proteaceae
Product: UDP-glycosyltransferase 87A1-like
Exons: 2
Coding region: 472-1503 (343 amino acids)
Molecular function (GO): UDP-glycosyltransferase activity
Source: RefSeq, a predicted model, not a curated record